GUUUCCGUCAGCAGGACCCUCCUUCUCCUGUCCUUCCUCUGCCUCUCUGCGCCUCUCCUUCACCUCCUCUCCUUCACUCCGCUGAUCCUGAACCCCCGAGGAUGGAGACGUCUGUGAAAGCAGCUGAAGCGUUGGCCCCCUCGCAGCCUGAUGUGGAUGGGGAGGUGACGGCUCCACCCGCAGCCUGCAGCUCUUCCGAACACUCGGACCCCAUGGAGGAGUUCAAGAGACGGCUCCAGGACAUUAUCAGCACCCACGGCUCUGCAACCGGCCUCCUGGACACACAGAGUCUGAUGGAGGAGGAGGUGGAAAAGAUGAAGAAGGAGCCAAAAGAUGACAUCCCAGUUGCCAUUGAGACAGAGGUCUGUCUCAUCUUGAAGAGUCUGAACAAGCUCUCUUCUCAAGAGCAGAAACUGGAAGAUGUGGUCAGGAAGUACGCCGAAGUGGCAGCCCUGCGGCGGGGUGAUGAAAAGAAGCUGUCCGUGUUGCAGCAGCGGCUGUCCGUCCUGCUGGACGAGCGGCAGCAUCUGCAGGAGGAGAGUCGCAGUAGCAUCACCGCCCGCUGCAAACUGGAGACUCUGUGCAAAGAGCUGCAGGGACACUACACUGUGCUGAGGGAGGAGACCCUUCAGCGCAGCAGGGAGGACGAGGAGAAGAGGACGGAGAUGACCAACCACUUCCAGAGGACGCUGACAGAAAUCCAGGCACAGAUCGAGCAGCACAGCUCCCGAAACGACAAACUGUGCCACGAAAAUAGCAGCCUGACCGACAAACUAGAGAAUCUCAUGAGCCAGUGCGAGAUGAGGGAGGAGAGUUUGGAGAAGAUCAACAAGCAUCGCGAGCUGCAGCAAAAACUGACUGAAGCUAAACUGAAACAGGCCAAUGCUCUGCUGACCGAAGCCGAGGAAAAACACAAGAGGGAGAAGGAAUAUUUGCUUAGGGAGGCUAUUGACAAAACAAAGAAAUGCUUCGCUAUGAAGGAGCAGGAGCUGGCCAUGAAGAAGAAGCUGAAACUCUACGGUGAGAAGUUUGAUGAGUUUCAGGCAACGCUGGCAAAAAGCAAUGAAAUCUAUGUCCGCUUCAAGAAAGAGAUGGAUAAAAUGUCAGAAAAGAUGAAGAAAAUGGACAAAGAGUCAAAUCUGUGGAAGACAAGGUUUGAGAACUGCAACAAGGCUCUGACUGACAUGAUGGAGGAGAGAACCACAAAGAUGAAGGAGUAUGACGUGUUCGUCCUGAAGAUUCAGAAGCUGGAGAGGUUGUGUAAUGCCCUACAGAGCGAGAGGGCAAUCCUCUAUGAAAAGAUCAAGGAAAUCCGCCAGACUAACUCCAACAUCCCAUCAAAGGUCUUCGGCAGUUCUAAAGUUGAUGAAAUCCCCACCCCAGAGGAUCCUGACAAACCUGCCAUUCUGACCCCUGUGGAGCUCCAAGAGCUUCAGGAGCUACAGAAGGAGGACCCAGUCCUAACGGAGGGCAUGUCCCGUCUAAAGGAGGAGCAGGCCAAGCUGCAGGAGAUUGCAGCUGCCCUGUUGGCCAAACCGUCCGACAAUGACGAAGAGGACAAUGAUGAUGAAGACACUGAAGAAGACUUGAUGUCUUCUGUGUUUGCCCAGUUCAAGACCAAAUCUCAGGUUACAGAGGAGGCGGUUUCAGUCCCUCAGCAGGUGGCUGAUGUCAAAGCAGAGGCAGCAGAAUCAGUUCUCCCACAGCCAGAUAAAGUCGAGGAGGUUUCAAAGCCAGCCAUGUCGACACCUGUGGAGAACACAGCUGAUGUGAUACCAACAGAGACAAAACCAGAAGCUGUAAAAGUUCAAACCCAGGUCGAGGAGAAAGAGGUGAAACCAGAUAAGGCGAUCCAGCAGCAACCAGCUGAACCGGUACCGACAUCUGAGCCUGAGAAAGUCAAGAUCGAUCCACCAACAAACCCAAAACCAGAAGCAGAAGAGGCUGAGAUCUUAGUCAAGGCCGCUGAGGUCAACCCAGUGGUCCCAGUGGAAGACGAGAAGGUCCAGGCUGAACCAGUGAACGUACAAAAGGAAGCACCAACUAAGUCAGAGUCAGCUCCACCCUCCAAUGACACACCUAAAGCAACUGCCUCCUCCAAUGCUGAGUCCUCCAAAAAGCAAACAUCAAAGAAAAAGAAGAAGAAGAACGGAAAGAAUGCUAGCUAAAGUGGAGGAUGUGCAGAAGGUGUGUGUGUGGUGUUAUUUGGGUAGGUGUGUGUGCGUAGAUGAAAUCCAACUGCACCUUUCUUUUAUUUGUCCCAACUGGUGCAGCCAGAAAGUGUUGUCACUGUCAUUUUUCCCAAGAUUCAAUGUAACCAGAUGAGGACAGACAAAUAAACUGACUGUAUUUUACAGUUUGAAUGUCUAAAUAAACGUUUAGUAUGACCUGGGCAAUGGAACGAAAGGCCUAACUGAAUUAAUAACAAAGUCUAAAGUAUUUAGUGUUAUCAAAAGGGCCAUACAGAGUGAAAGUGUUUUCCUUUUGUAAAGCAGAAUGCCAAAACAAAGCCAUUGGUUGGUAUCUAUGCCAGUAAAAUUGCAGUGUCUCUUUUAAACAAAACAAAUCACAUUCACAGACUCAAUUAAAGUGAUUUUUGUUAAUGUUA
Molecule: messenger RNA, 2608 nt
Organism: Perca flavescens (yellow perch)
Lineage: Eukaryota; Metazoa; Chordata; Actinopteri; Perciformes; Percidae
Product: alpha-taxilin
Exons: 11
Coding region: 102-2168 (688 amino acids)
Molecular function (GO): syntaxin binding
Source: RefSeq, a predicted model, not a curated record